CGGAAUUACACGCCCUCCUACGUCUGGCCAAAGACCACCAACAGCGAACCAAUACAGCGACAAUUGGACGUUGUACUUGGUUUCAGCUCAGGUACUCUACAUACCAGCUGCAGCCGCCCACCGCCUGACAUUUGGUGUGCUCGGAGGGAUCGGGGGCUUGGAGGCCCUUCUGUUCUGGACGUCUGCCACCAGUGCUGUUUGGGAGGCUUGCAAGUGGGACCAUAUAUAUUCUGCCUUCUCUCAUGCCACCGCCAUAACGCACGCAUCUAGAGUAUCAAACACUUAGCCCAACGUUAUCCCGUGGGUUCCACCAACGCCGUUUACCGGGCCCUCACUGAAUCCCCCGCCUUCAUAGUUCGUAACGAUGUCUACUUUCCGUCCCCUCCGUAUCCUCUUCCUCCUCCUCGUUCUAUGUGCGAUCGCAGCCUACAGCGUGCCUCUAGCACAAGACGGGGAGAACUUCGUUCUCACGGUGACGGCCGCAACCGUCACCGUAAGACCCUCAACCGCCACGCGGGCGCCGCAGCCAGCUUCAACGGCGCAUCAACAGUCGGACCUGGAGGAGAACAUCGUGAAGUAUGUGGCCAAUCCCAGAAGACGCGGUACGGUGGGGAUUAUCAUGAGCUGCAUCUUGACGCUGUUCUUGUGCGUGUGGACCACCAUCGCCGUCAACAUCGAGCCGCCGAUCCACGUGCGCAAAGGCGCGCACUGGAUCGCAAAGCUCGACCAACUUUGUGCGAAGCGCAACGUGCGGAAGAUCGGCUGGAGCCUGACCAGCCUGAUGUUUCCGGAAAUGGCGAUGUCGGUCGCCGCAUUUGAGCGGCGCACCGCGCUGCUGCUGCAGGUGCAUUUGAGGGAGAUUUUCGAUCCCAUGUGGAAGGAGAAGCUGAGGCGCAAGGAGGUCAACCUCACGCCUGAAGGAGAGGAACCGCCAAACCCCUGGAAAGAGCUGUCGCUCUCGUAUUUCGCCGUUAUGGGCGGGUUCCGCGUCGUAUAUAGCAAGAACCGUCAGCACGCGGCCGGCGUGGCGCCCGCCCAGGAGGGCCAGCAGGAAGUGUCCAAAUUGUCGGCCUUUGACUAUGAGGAGGGUUCGCCAUCCGGUGCCGUAAGACCAGGCUCCGAGACCCCCGACCGCAAAGAUUUCACCGAGACCUCGUUAGUCUCGCAGCCAUCAGUGAAUGAUCCCGAGUUGGCGGAAUCGGGCCCACGGCGGGAGCCCGCCGGAUUUGUGCAAGGACUCUUCUCCGGCACCCACCCGUACGACUGGUCUCAGGUGGAUCCCGUGACCGAUGAAGCCGGCGGUACGCUUACGCCUCAUGGUGUGCUCUGGAUAGCAAGGAAGGGAUGGCUACCCGUCGAUGCGAUCUCCCCGGAGUUCGUGAAGGAUAAGUCCAAGGUCAACGCCCUGGCAAAGGUUCUGGUGUGCCUCCAGGCCGGAUGGAUGAUAAUCCAGGCGCUUGGGAGGUUGGCGGCAGGACAGGAGGUCACCUUGAUCGAGCUGCACACUGUCUUGCACGCUUUAUGUGCCGGCACGAUGUAUAUCACUUGGUUCAGCAAGCCAGUCGACAUCGACCUCCCCAUCGAAAUCUACCUCACCGACCAACAAUUCGCAGAGCUGAAGAACGCGGGCUCGGAGCCAAACCCGACCAAUCCCUUCUCGAGGGGCAAGCUCUUCCCACGGAAGGGGAUUCCCGCCGCCGCUGGUGAGGAGGACAAAAAGUACGUGACGUCGCGCGCCGGGCUUGGCAAGCUGAUGUACCAGCAACUGUCGAAGGGGAAGAACAUAUUCGUGAGCAUUACGGACCUGGGCGAUGCGUUUGGGCGCAUUAUCAGUGGCCGCGCGAACCUGGUCUGGGAGGGCACUUGUGUGUGCACCGUGGGCCUCAUCUAUGGCGGCGUGCAUCUCGCCACCUGGAAUAAUCACUUCGAGACCGAGUUCGAGAAGGUCGCGUGGAAGGCUUGUUCUGUCAUCACCGCGGUCGCAAUUCUCGGCUUCGUGCUCGAACUGUGCAUCGGCGCGCUGAUAAAGUUCAUCGAGUGGGAAACUAUCGGAGAAGGAGGGACGGCCGAUGCCGUGAAGACGCCCACCGGGGUCGAAGAGACACCUGCCGCCGCUGAUGUCCACCCAUUUCCCGCCGAAGUCGAAAAGACGCCCGCGACACAUAUCACCGCCGCGCCGGCGGCCGGCCCCGUGCCAUCGAGCAAACCCCGAAAGACUAUGACCAAUAGUUCAAGGCCGGGAAAGGCGCCUCGCCCAGUGAAAAAGUUUGGGAAAAAACGCGACAAACUGUACUGGACUAUUUACAAGCUCAUCGUCGGGUCGACAUCUUUCUUGGGGUUCAUCGUGCUCAUCUUUGCCAGGUGCUUCCUCUUAGUCGAGUCGUUCAUUGCCCUUAGGGGACAGCCUGACGGCGUCUACAACACCGUCAACUGGGUCGAGUCGAUACCACAUCUGUCAUGAGGGAGGAAUGAAGAUCCGCCCACCUGGGGGUUGGAAGUUGAAGGUUAUGCUUGUUGGAUGGAGGGUCCGGAUAUCAGACUGGAUUGUGAUUGGUUUUAUGUUUUACCACACGCGAUCAUGUUUUCAUUUGACUUUGACGGAGGGUUAGUUAUUGUUGUGAUGAUAAUUAGUAAACGCAUAGCAUUCUAAUUUAAUGAAAUAUCUGGAAUGCUCUAUUUAGA
Messenger RNA from Tricharina praecox, 2682 nucleotides. RefSeq lists its product as uncharacterized. The transcript has 3 exons. The coding region runs from base 365 to 2461 and encodes 698 amino acids. The record is from RefSeq and is a predicted model, not a curated record. NCBI's taxonomy places the organism in Eukaryota, Fungi, Ascomycota, Pezizomycetes, Pezizales, Pyronemataceae.